GGUGGCAGGUGGCGGGAACCAUUUGGGCGGCGUUGGAGGCGAAGGCGGCGGCGGAGGCCCGGCUCUGGGAGCAUUCCGCGGGCUGAGGCCAUGGCUCCGCGGCUGCAGUUGGAGAAGGCGGCCUGGCGCUGGGCGGAGACGGUGCGGCCCGAGGAGGUGUCGCAGGAACACAUCGAGACCGCCUACCGCAUCUGGCUGGAGCCGUGCAUUCGCGGCGUGUGCAGGCGAAACUGCAAAGGAAACCCGAAUUGCUUGGUUGGGAUUGGUGAACAUAUUUGGUUAGGAGAAAUAGAUGAAAAUAGUUUUCAUAACAUUGAUGAUCCCAACUGCGAGAGGAGAAAAAAGAACUCCUUUGUGGGCCUGACUAACCUUGGAGCCACGUGUUAUGUCAACACAUUUCUUCAAGUGUGGUUUCUCAACUUGGAGCUGCGGCAAGCGCUGUACUUAUGUCCAAGUACUUGUAGCGACUACAUAGUGAGCGAUGGCAUCCAAGAAGAGAAAGAUUAUGAGCCCCAGACCAUUUGUGAGCAUCUCCAGUACUUGUUUGCCUUGUUGCAAAACAGUAACAGGCGAUACAUUGACCCAUCGGGGUUUGUCAAGGCUUUGGGAUUGGACACAGGGCAACAGCAGGAUGCCCAAGAAUUUUCAAAGCUCUUUAUGUCUCUAUUGGAAGACACUUUGUCUAAACAAAAGAAUCCGGAUGUGCGGAACAUUGUUCAACAGCAGUUCUGUGGAGAGUAUGCUUAUGUAACAGUUUGCAACCAGUGUGGCAGAGAAUCUAAACUUUUAUCUAAGUUUUAUGAACUGGAAUUAAAUAUCCAAGGCCACAAGCAGCUAACAGAUUGUAUCUCGGAAUUUUUGAAGGAGGAAAAAUUAGAAGGAGACAAUCGAUACUUUUGUGAAAACUGUCAGAGCAAACAGAAUGCAGCAAGGAAGAUCAGACUGCUUAGCCUCCCUUGCACUCUGAACUUGCAGCUAAUGCGAUUUGUGUUUGACAGGCAAACUGGACAUAAGAAAAAGCUGAAUACCUACAUUGGUUUCUCAGAAAUUUUGGAUAUGGAGCCUUAUGUAGAACAUAAAGGUGGGGGCUAUGUGUAUGAACUCAGUGCAGUCCUCAUACACAGAGGAGUGAGUGCUUAUUCUGGCCACUACAUUGCCCACGUGAAAGACCCACAGUCUGGAGAAUGGUACAAGUUUAAUGACGAAGACAUAGAAAAGAUGGAGGGAAAGAAAUUGCAACUAGGGAUUGAGGAAGAUCUAGCAGAACCUUCCAAGUCCCAGACACGUAAACCGAAGUGUGGCAAAGGAACUCAUUGCUCUCGAAAUGCGUAUAUGUUGGUUUACAGACUUCAAACUCAGGAGAAGCCAAAUGCAUCUGUUCAAGUACCAGCUUUCCUUCAAGAGCUGGUAGAUCGGGAUAAUUCCAAAUUUGAAGAGUGGUGUAUUGAAAUGGCUGAGAUGCGUAAGCAAAGUGUGGAUAAAGGAAAAGCAAAGCAUGAAGAGGUUAAGGAGCUGUACCAAAGGUUACCUGCUGGAGCUGAGCCCUAUGAGUUUGUCUCUCUUGAGUGGUUGCAGAAGUGGUUGGAUGAAUCAACACCUACCAAGCCUAUUGAUAAUCAUGCUUGCUUGUGCUCCCAUGACAAGUUACAUCCGGACAAAAUCUCGAUCAUGAAGAGAAUAUCCGAAUAUGCAGCUGACAUUUUCUACAGUCGAUAUGGAGGAGGUCCAAGACUAACUGUGAAAGCCCUGUGUAAGGAAUGUGUAGUGGAACGUUGUCGUGUGCUACGUCUCAAGAACCAACUCAAUGAAGAUUACAAAACUGUUAAUAAUCUGCUAAAAGCAACUGUAAAGGGCAAUGAUGCAUUUUGGGUGGGGAAGUCCUCCUUACGGAGUUGGCGCCAACUAGCACUCGAGCAACUCGAUGAGCAAGAUGGUGAUGUGGAUCAAAGUAACGGGAAAGUGAAUGGCAACACCGUGACUAAAGAAGAAUCAAAAGAAGAGAGAAAAGAAGAGGAAGACGAAUUAAAUUUUAAUGAAGAUAUUCUGUGUCCACAUGGGGAAUUGUGCAUAUCGGAAAAUGAAAGGCGACUUGUUUCUUUCGAGGCAUGGAGUAAAUUGCAGCAAUACUUCCCCAAGGCACCUGAGUUCCCAAGUUACAAAGAAUGCUGUUCACAGUGCAAGAUCUUAGAACGAGAAGGGGAGGAAAACGAAGCCUUGCAUAAGAUGAUUGCAAACGAACAAAAGACUUCUCUCCCAAACUUAUUCCAGGACAAAAACAGACCUUGUCUCAGUGACUGGCCAGAGGAUACGGACAUCCUCUACAUUGUGUCACAGUUCUUUGUAGAAGAAUGGCGGAAAUUUGUUAGAAAGCCCACGAGAUGUGCUCCGGUGUCGUCGGUGGGAAACAGCGCUCUUCUGUGUCCCCACGGGGGCCUCAUGUUUACAUUUGCUUCCAUGACCAAAGAAGAUUCUAAACUUAUAGCUCUCAUAUGGCCCAGCGAGUGGCAAACGAUACAAAAGCUCUUUGUCGUGGAUCAUGUAAUUAAAAUCACAAGAAGCGAAGUGGGUGAUGUAACCUCUUCAGAAACACAGUAUACUUCUGAUCCUCAACUCUGUCCAGAAUGCAGAGAAGGCUUACUGUGUCAGCAACAGAGGGACCUGCGGGAAUACACACAAGCCACCAUCUAUGUACAUAAAGUUGUGGAUAAUAAGAAGGUGAUGAAGGACUCUGCUCCGGAGCUGAAUGUGAGUAGUUCUGAAACUGAGGAGGACAAGGAAGAAGCUAAGCCAGAUGGAGAAAAGGAUCCAGAUUUCAGUCAAAGCAAUGGAGGAACAAAACGGCAAAAGAUAUCCCAUCAGAAUUACAUAGCUUAUCAAAAGCAAGUUAUUCGACGAAGUAUGAGGCAUAGAAAAGUUCGUGGUGAGAAAGCGCUUCUCGUUUCUGCUAAUCAAACAUUAAAAGAAUUAAAAAUUCAGAUCAUGCAUGCGUUUUCAGUUGCUCCUUUUGACCAGAAUUUGUCAAUUGAUGGAAAGAUUUUAAGUGAUGACUGUGCCACCCUUGGCACCCUUGGCGUUGUUCCUGAGUCUGUCAUUUUGUUAAAGGCCGAUGAACCAAUUGCAGAUUAUGCUGCAAUGGAUGAUGUCAUGCAAGGUAAACAUGAAUUUGUUUUAGGGAUAUCUGUUGAGGAACAGUUGGCAAGAGGUGGAAUUAGAGAGACUGCAAUGCUUUUACCUUCUACCUUGAAAAGACUUCUAUGUGCUUUUAAGGGAGAAUCUUAUAUUAUGCCCACCAAAUUUUGGGAACUGGAAGCAGAGAGAAAAAAUGUAUUAGUCUAACCAGAGGAAAUGAAAUAAAUGUAAGCCUGAAAACAGACAUGCUAAACAAGAAGCAACUCACUGCCAUCAAGUAGAUUCUGACGCAUGGUGAACCCACAGGGUAGGGUAGAACUGCUCCUGCAGGGUUCUGAGACUAACUUUUUGCAGGAGUGGGAAGUCUCGUCUUCUUUCCACAGAGCUACUGGUGGUUAUGAACUGUUGACCUUGCAAUUAGUUGUAACCAAUGUGCCAUCCAGACUCUUAACAAGAAGCAAAUCUAACUCAAAUCUCACUGCUGAGACAGCAGGAACUGGAGGUAGCAGGUACCUCCGAAGGAGGUUUGAGAGGGAGAUGUAGACCUAAACCCUGGACAGUUGGUUAAAAAGCAGUGUCACAUGCAUGCAGUUAGCUAUCUAGCCCACAAACCUUCAUGUAUCCCCUUCCUUCACGGUUUUGUUACUCCUUCUCCACUUUAGAAGGACAAUCAGAGUCAGUGCUGAUCCAUUUCCAAAAACUCCAUGAAGACAUUGAAGUAGAAAGGUGGGAAUAGGCAUUGCUAAAAUGCUGGCUGCCAGCCUCAGCUCCCAGAUAGUAGUAGGAGACGUCUCUUUGGGGAAGUUGGCCAAUUUAAGAGAGUAGUCUACAAAUUUUUUAACACCAGUUAAUCUUAUGGGUACAUUUCAGUGAAGGCCACUUUGAAUACCCAUUGUGAACAGAGCUCCCAGGGAAUGUUUUUAGUACCUCGCCGUUAAACAGCUAGAAAUGGACAGACUGAAGUCUCUGGACAGUGGAGGUACGAGAGCGGGAAAUAAGAGAGGCCCACCAACUAACUGGGAUAAAGGAAGUAACGAAAACCUAAAACUUCCUACCAAAAAAUUUAUAUAUAUAUACAUAUAUAAAGAGCAAACUAAGCUAAGGCUUAUAUAAAAGGGACAUUUGAAGAAAAGAAGAAAUUUGUGGGGAUGCAAAGGCUCCAUGAUACUAAUGAAAACCCAUGCCUGGAAAGAUCCUAAACGCCCUAAAGAAGUGAAGGGAAAAUGAAUCCCAUUCCUGGGCUAAUGGGAGACACCGAAAUGUCAAGAGCACUGUCAAGAGCACAUGAAGCUGUACCCAAGCAGUAUAGAAGAUCAAGAAAGAAUAUUGGCACCAGGCAACCAGAGAUCCAACAUAGGAGGCAUGGCCUAAGGAGAUGGUGAAGGAAAGUCCCAGAAGAGCACAUCCUGUCCCAGAUUGGCGCAGUGGAUGCAGGCUUCUGGAAAGGCUGGCCAUAGGGUUAGUAGAUGACUCUCUUGAGAAGGUUUCUAAAUCCUCAAGAAUGCACAGUUGAAUUAGAAAUAGUUACAGAAAUAAUAGAGCAUAAAGAAUGCAGCAGUGACCGGGCCCAGAGAGAUAGAAAUGUGCCAGGCCGGGAAGAAGUCUCAUCCAGGUGUUCCAGGGGCUCAGCAGUGGGCAGCAUCAGCAGUGAAAAUGAUGUCCACGGCGGAGAUGGGUUUAACGGCAGACAUUUCUGUGUCAGAAGACUGCCUUGGGAGGUAGGUAAUAUGCAAAGCUAAAUUUUAUCUUACCAAGGUAGUCGUCAUCUAAAAUGAUAAGAGAGCAAUACGUGCAUGUUGUUCAAAAAUAAAGAGGUGAGACACCAGAAGAAACAGCCGCCGCUUGUGCAG
Messenger RNA from Echinops telfairi (small Madagascar hedgehog), 4979 nucleotides. It is a transcript of the gene USP48, whose product is annotated as ubiquitin specific peptidase 48. The record is from RefSeq and is a predicted model, not a curated record. Gene Ontology annotation, molecular function: protein binding; cysteine-type endopeptidase activity; cysteine-type deubiquitinase activity. Gene Ontology annotation, biological process: protein deubiquitination. Lineage: Eukaryota; Metazoa; Chordata; Mammalia; Afrosoricida; Tenrecidae. Gene Ontology annotation, cellular component: nucleus; cytosol. The transcript has 25 exons. The coding region runs from base 91 to 3336 and encodes 1081 amino acids.